UCUAGAUCUCGUCCUUGUGCGACAGCCCUAUCUAAACUUACUACUUAAACUAGAGGACUACGGCAUUGAUACAUCUUGAAUUCGACUAUCGAAAUAUUUCAAAUAUCAAUAUUCUCAUGUUUGCCUGCCGCAUCUCAGCGUACGACCGUGGAAAUACCAAGUAGAACAGAAACUAAAUGGAGCUAGUCAGAUUUUCGGAGCCGAGAGUUGAACCUUGGUGAUCGAAUCUAUCGAGCCAUCAACAUGAAAGGAGAACUGCGGUUGUUACACAUUCCUAUUACCGAUGGGAAUGAAACUGUCGCCGAACUGCGAAUAAGUACUGGCUAUGGAAGGUGGCUUCUAGCAGAUACAUGUGUUGAUUGGAAACAUGUCCGGAACAGCGGUAUUGUCUCUGUGCAACUUGAAUAUUCAACAACGGACAUUGUUCAAAUGGGCGUAUAUAUCAUACACAAUAACGCUUUUGAGUCGUUUCCAACUCUUUCAUCCGCAUCUACCAGAGAAAGCAUUUCUCCGAUAACCAAAGAACACCGAAAAAUUCAUUAUCGAUACCUAUUCAGCUAACUCCUUUUACUAGAUCCCAAAAUGGCUUCCUCAAACGCUUUUCAAGGCCAGCUGUAUUGCGAGAAACAUUCGCUCUUAACUUGUGUGGUAUGUCUACAUAGCAUCAACUCUGUCAAGGACGGGUUCAUUCCACUACCUGAACCUGGAAGUCGAAUCCCCUGUUCCGAGCAGGCACACAGCGUCGAACCAGUGUUCGGGAGCUUUAAGGCGACCGCUGAAAUCAGGGGUUUCCACGAUGGGUUGAGCCCUGAGGACCGUAAGAAAUAUAUGACUGACCUUUCGGAACCACAGGAUGGGAGUGACUUUGGCAGUCAUUUUCAUAGAUGUCACCGUUGUGGCCUCGACUACCUUCUCAUGGGUGGUAAGAAGUCGCAUCCUUCGCACGUUACGCCAAAUGGAGAUCGAUACAUAUUAGUCGCAGUUGAGCCAUUCGAAUUCUCACGCUCACUGAACAGAAUCUCAUGUUCUGCGAACUUCUUGUUUUCUGAUAGUCAUGCUCGUUCAAACAUAAACGCUGCUUUUAAAUGCUCGCCCAAAGUCGACUCAGGUUCCGUACAAUGGAACCUCGACAACGCUGAACUUGAGGCUCUAGUACAACUGCUCCACUAUGUCGAAGAUGAUUUGAUCCCCUACCGCAAGAGAAUCGUUGAAAAAUACGUAUACACUAACAGUGAAUAUUUCGCUGGCCAAGCGUGGCGAUUUCAACUGCUAGUUUACACCCCUUUAAACCGGGAGCUUCUAGAAUUUCUUUCUCAAGCUCACCGAUUGAAGUACAACGUAAAACGGAAGGCAUUUGUAGAGCGAAACUCUCUGGGACUUGUAACCAAGCAAUACCCUGCCACGGAGGAGCGACGUCAUCAGACAGUUUGCUUCCUCAGUAUGAUUAGGCGGUUAGCUUCGCUAGGCAUCCGGGUUUAUUGGCAACACACCCCUCCCAAGCCGCGUUAUAUAGCUGCAAAGGAACGGUUUAUGCACGAUCCACACAACAUCAGUGACUUCCGGGAAAUUGCAGGCGUGUUGGUGCCAAACCACGACCAAGGCAUACUAGAAGAAGAAGACCUCCAAGACCUCUACAAUUACAAUUCUCCCGACAAUCCACUGGACCAUGAGGAUUAUGAUCUCGUCAGACGUGAGUCCCCAGCAUUGCGUGGUGCAAACUCAUUUGAGGAGUUAUACCAGGAGGAUUAAAUAGGUGCGCGAAUUGGUUUAACAGCAAUGGUCUCAUAGGGUUAUAAGGAGUAGA
Messenger RNA from Annulohypoxylon truncatum, 1804 nucleotides. RefSeq lists its product as uncharacterized. The record is from RefSeq and is a predicted model, not a curated record. Bases 583 to 1749 code for a protein of 388 amino acids. Lineage: Eukaryota; Fungi; Ascomycota; Sordariomycetes; Xylariales; Hypoxylaceae. The transcript has a single exon.